This is a messenger RNA of Drosophila gunungcola (fruit fly), 3338 nucleotides long. It is a transcript of the gene Tmtc3, whose product is annotated as protein O-mannosyl-transferase Tmtc3. Bases 208 to 2994 code for a protein of 928 amino acids. Gene Ontology annotation, molecular function: protein binding; mannosyltransferase activity. The record is from RefSeq and is a predicted model, not a curated record. Gene Ontology annotation, biological process: protein O-linked glycosylation via mannose. Lineage: Eukaryota; Metazoa; Arthropoda; Insecta; Diptera; Drosophilidae. The transcript is spliced from 4 exons. Gene Ontology annotation, cellular component: endoplasmic reticulum.
AUCGAUAACACAACAACAAACCAACAACGAGUCGUAUUCUUCUGAUUUAUUAAAAUGUUAAUUUAAUUCGUGGCAAUGGAACUACCUUAACAAGCCUUUAAGGGACCUGCCAAAAGUGGCUGGGGAAAACCCUGCACGUCACAUUUCGCCGCCUGACCGAACAACUAUGGAUACAUGAAGCCAUUCACGAAGUAACGCGAAGUCAACAUGUCAAUGAACCCCAACCCCGGAGUCCUCCAGAAUGCACCCUCCUUCUCGCCGAAGGACAGGGAAAGGGCGACCAGCUCCUCGCAGCGCAAUCUGCUCGAGUUCCUGUGCAUUUGCGUGGCCUGCCUCGCCUGCUACUACAACAGCACGCAGUGCGGGCUGGUCUUUGACGACAUUAGUGCCAUUAGGGACAACAAGGACUUAAGACCUCACACGCCGCUGCGCAACGUCUUCCUCAAUGACUUCUGGGGCACGCCGAUGCGCAAGGAGCAGUCCCACAAGUCCUACCGCCCACUUACCGUUCUAACGUUCCGAUUCAACUACUUGCUGCAUGCGCUGGAGCCGUUUGGCUACCACUUCGUCAACCUGCUGCUGCACUUGUCGGUCUGCCUGUUGUGGCGACGGGUCUGCCGGCUGCUGCUCCGCCAGUGUGCCUCGUCGGGCAGUAAUGCAACCUCGGCCUCGGCCUCACCAUCAUCCUCAGCCUCAGCCUCCCAGCUCAACACAUGCGCCUUUGUGGCUUCGUUGCUCUUUGCCGUUCAUCCGGUUCACACGGAGGCCGUUACUGGCGUCGUCGGGCGCGCUGAAUUGCUCUCUUCCAUUUGCUUCCUGGCCGCAUUUCUCAGCUACACGAGGUCCGUCGGCGACUCGGGCUGCCCUCGUCGAACCAAUUGGCUGGCGCUUUUCGCCUGCUUUGGCAGUUGUUUGCUGGCCUCCAUGCUGUGCAAGGAGCAAGGUAUCACCAUCGCCGGCAUCUGCGUGGUCUACGAGUUGUUCGUGGUGCAUCAACUGCGGCCGCUGCAUCUUUGCCACUUUGUGUUGCGUCUGUUCGAGGAGCACACCGAACAGCAGUCGCCCAAGUUGACGAAUCCCUCGGGCAUCCGACGCUGGUCUUCCUCGGUGCUGUGGAAACGAUUGAUCUUUCUGGCCGGAAUCACGUUGGCCCUGCUGGUGGGCCGUGUCUAUGUGAUGGGCUCCCAGCUGCCCAUCUUUACGCGGUUCGACAAUCCAGCCUCGGCGGCGGAUACGCCCGAACGGCAACUCACCUACGGCUACCUGAUCUACCUGAACUGCUGGCUGCUGCUCUGUCCCUCGUUGCUCUGCUGCGACUGGACAAUGGGCACUGUUCCGAUGCUGCAGGGAUUUGCGGAUGCCCGCAACUUGACUACACUGUUUACCUUCAUGGCGCUAGGGACUUUGGUGGCAAAGGCGUGCUUCACCCGCAACUUGGCCAGGUCGCGGACUCUUAUUAUGUGUCUCGGCUGGAUGGUGCUGCCCUUCCUCCCAGCCUCCAAUCUGUUCUUCCCAGUGGGCUUUGUGGUGGCAGAACGCAUUUUGUACAUGCCAUCCAUGGGCUACUGUUUGCUGGUGGCCUACGGCUUUGAGCAGCUCCAGCGUCGUGGGAGUCCUACAUGGCGUCGGAUUGGACAGGCAGCCCUGGCUGUUCUGCUGCUCACGCACGCUCUGAAAACGCAUCAGCGUAAUUCAGACUGGCGAACAGAGUACUCUCUCUUUAUGUCUGGCGUACACGUAAAUCAACGCAACGCCAAGUUGUACAACAACGUGGGGCACGCUUUGGAAAACGAGGGAAAGUUUGAAGAGGCAUUACUCUACUUCCAGCAGGCCGUGCGCAUACAGGCCGAUGACAUUGGAGCCCAUAUCAAUGUAGGUCGCACAUUCAAUAAUCUCAAGCGGUAUGCGGAGGCGGAACAAGCUUAUGUCCAGGCCAAGGCUCUGUUUCCACAGGCCAAGCCGGGGGUCAGCUAUCAUGCGCGCAUUGCUCCCAAUCACUUAAAUGUGUUUAUCAACCUGGCGAAUCUUAUAGCCAAGAAUCAAACGCGUCUGGAGGAGGCUGACCAUCUCUAUCGCCAGGCUAUCAGCAUGAGGAGUGACUAUGUUCAAGCUUAUAUCAACCGCGGAGACAUUCUCAUGAAGCUGAAUCGCACCGCCCAGGCCCAGGAGGUGUACGAGCAGGCCCUGCUGUAUGACAACGAGAAUGCGGACAUCUACUAUAAUCUGGGCGUGGUCUUCCUGGAGCAGGGCAAGAGCCAGCAGGCCCAAGUGUACUUCAACAAGGCGAUCGAGCUGUAUCCGGAACACGAGCAGGCGCUGCUUAACUCAGCCAUUCUCCUGCAGGAGCUAGGUGGCGAGGAGGCGCGCAGGGUGUCCCGCUCACGCCUUUAUAAAGUACUUGCCAAGGAUGAUCAGAACGAGAAGGUGUACUUCAACUUGGGCAUGCUGGCUAUGGAUGAAUCGAGCUUUGAUGACGCUGAGCAAUUCUUUAAGAGGGCCAUCCACCUUAAGUCUGACUUCCGUAGUGCUCUAUUUAAUCUGGCUUUACUGCUGGCGGAUACAAAGCGGCCCCUGGAUGCGGUGCCGUUCUUAAAUCAACUGAUCCGACAUCACGCCUCGCAUGUGAAAGGUCUGAUCCUGUUGGGCGACAUUUAUAUCAACCACAUGAAGGACCUGGAUGCGGCUGAGAAGUGUUAUCGAAGCAUACUUCACUAUGAUCCCCACAACACCCAAGGGCUGCACAACCUGUGUGUGGUGUUUGUGGAACGCAAAAGGCUUGCGAAGGCCGCUGCCUGUUUGCAGUAUGCCCAGCGCUUGGCCCCCGCCGAGGACUAUAUUGGUAGGCAUUUGCAGAUUGUCUAUGCACGGCUGCAGAAAAUCAACAAGUUACCUGAAUCGGCGCCAGAGCGAAAGCUCGCGUACGAGGACUAUGAUCCUCUCGAGUUUAAACUCCCCCAGAACCGACCGACGCAUAAGCCUCGUAAAAGGUCGUAGCAGAAGUAGGCUUCAAUCAAACAGCACUUAUAAGCAUGUAUAAAGACACAAGUUGAGUUAAAGGGAACGAAUAGUCCCAAAUUCUGUGAAAUAUGCAGAGUCUGAUUAUGAUAACACAAAGUGAAAUAGUGGAGCAUUCCACAGAAUUCCGUUGUACUUAUUAGUUAUUAUUGUAAUACUUCGAUAAUAUACUCAUUUUUGAGAUAUUUUUUGGUAUUUGCAAUUUUUUUGUAACAACUGACAUUUCUUUUGUAAAUAUAUUAUCUAAUUUAUAUGUGGAGGGCUCGCAGUCUUGCAUUUACCAAAAUAAGGUAAUGAUGUGUACUAAAAUAAAUAAUACAAAU